This is a messenger RNA of Pseudo-nitzschia multistriata, 1215 nucleotides long. Lineage: Eukaryota; Bacillariophyta; Bacillariophyceae; Bacillariales; Bacillariaceae. The record is from the annotation of a GenBank genome assembly.
AGCGCGAGAGAUCCUUUUUUUUGUUUCGGAAAAGUAUUAUUGAGCUGAGCAGUAGCAAGCAUGGAGGAGAAUUCCGAGCAACAACCAGCUACGCCAAUGCCGCCUCCGCCGCAAGUCCCACCCCAGAAGCAGCCCCCGGGCUUGGUCGGCGAAGUCCCUCCUGCUUCUCGUGAAGCUAUGUCACCUGUUCAGCGGGGGCGAGGACGGGGAAGAAACAGUGGGGAUGGGCGCGGAGGCAGCGGCCGAGGCGGAAGAUCGGGGCGAGGGCGAACAGGAGCUGGAGGUCGAACCAUUCACGAUCCGAACGCGAGAGGCAGGGGUAGAGGACGGAACCAACCGCAAAAUAAUCAGGGAACUACCCAGAAGAUUGCUCCCAACACGGGAAUUCCCUUUGGACACGUUCCGGCCUACCUGCCGGGAUCUUCGAGCUUGGUGGAAGAAUUGGAUCAGCGGUCCAUGGUGGUCCUAAGAGACGGACGCCAUAUCGUUGGUGUAAGUGGCUCGACGCAAACAAAGGAUGCAUUUAGGUGGUGUAGCAUCGUGACACUUCUUGAUUUUGCUGUCGCUUUUGAAAUGGUAGCAAUCUGUCCGUCAUUGUUUGCUGUUUCAAUCUUUUUGAAUAUUCGUUUGUGCCUUUUCAAACAAUGAAUCCAUUCUCACACAAACAAACCGCUGAAUUCUAUGCAUGUUGUGCGGCUCUCAUACUACGAACAACGGAUCGGAAACACGACGGAAACAAACAAUUGCCAAUACACACUAAAUUAAAUAUUGUCGUGCUACAGAAACUUCGAACCUUUGACCAGUUCAGCAACAUGGUACUAGAUGAGGCCUCCGAGCGAAGAUUUCACAGCAGUGAUAGCAACGACAACGACGAACAUCAGCAACCAAAAGUGACCUAUUUUACGGAUAUUCCCCUGGGCCUGUACAUCGUGCGGGGAGAUUCUGUGGUCUUGUUAGGACAGAUCAACCCGGAGGAAGAGGACGAAACAAUCCAGCAGGGAACAGUAAUCAUGAAGAAACUGGACGAGGAAGCAUUCGAGGCAAUGGUCCAAGGCGAUGACGAAGGAGAUGAAGACGAAUCAGCCGACGAAGCUGCUAAGGGAUCACACUUGGAAUGGGAUUUUGACAAGGAUCUGCUUGCGUAACGCGCUGUAUUGCAUCAAGUCGCAGUACUUCCCAAAAACCUGAAGUAUUGAAUAAAAAACUUAGACCCCG